GAUUUUCCGUCAAUUAUACACAUUUCGUCGCACAUGUUGGGACUUUCACUUUCAACCUACUGCUCUGUGAUGGAUUUUUCCGACUCUAAUUCCGCAUCUCUAGAUGUGAGUAUGGAUGGAAUGGCGAGCGACGACUCUAAUUUUGCAAGCACGUCGUCUUGGACCGGGGUAUCCGUGGCCGAGACAGCAGAGAACAACGAAGAAAACGACGACAUAGAAUCUUACUACUUUGAGUCGGAUCAUUUAGCAUUUCGCGGGAACAGCGAUUAUAACACAAUGCUUAAAACUAUAGCUUUGCUCGAGGCACAAAGAAUACAGGCAAUUUCAGAUAUAGAGAAACUGCAUGAAUGUAUGGAUGAUGCAUUGAAAGACCCCAUCGACUUCGUAAACAGACUGCAACAUGGAGUAGAUUUGGGUCUACCAAAACCUCAGCAGGUGACAGAGCUCCCCGAUAUCAAUUGGGAGAAAUAUACAAGUUCUGUAGAUUUUUCAAGUCUUGGCUUUCCGAAACAUUUGACUCGAUUAAAGAGACAAUUGGUAGAAGGACCAAGCAGUGCAGAGUGUGGGGAAGAAACUGUUAAAGUUGAUGGCAGUUUGACAUAUGUCAGAGGCAGGGUGAAACGUGAGGACAAGCCAGAAACAUUCAACAAGCUUUGGACAGCGGAGGAGCAGAAAAGAUUGGAGGAACUUCUACUUGAACAUCCUCCCGAAGAAGUUGAAGCCAAACGCUGGGCCAAAAUUGCAAAAGCCCUAGGAAACCGAACACCUAUUCAAGUUGCCAGUCGUGUGCAAAAGUACUUUAUAAAGCUGGCCAAAGCAGGCCUCCCCAUUCCUGGGAGAUUGCCAAACAUUGCCAUCCACAGACAGAAGCAUGCUCAUCGGCAUCAACGAUUUCAGAAAUUUUAUUAUCAGCAAUCCACAUUUAUGGCUUCCCAUGAGCCCCCAGUAUACAUGUCAGAUGAUGAGAACUCAGGGUCUAUAUACGGUGGGGACGAACCACGAGAAAACUAUGUCAAUUCAGGAAUGGACUUUUCAGACAAUGACGAUGAGCCAGAUGAAGAUGACAGCAUUCCUCUUGAGCUUCAAAACACACCCGAAUACCAAGAACUAAUGCAACUAAAGAGAAUGAAACAGUGUAAAAUGAGGAUAAAGAGUGAUGCCUCUUAUACUCAUAACGGCUUUAAGUGCGAUGGUUGUAACUGUGAUCCUAUCGUUGGUGUGAGGUGGCAUUGUCAGGAUUGUGAUCAGGAAGAUUGUGUAGAUUUUUGUGACAGGUGUGUACACAAGAACAUCGAGAUAGGCCAACACAACUCGAGCCACCGUCUCGGUGCAGUCACCAAGGAAUCCAAUGACAUCGAUUAUGAAUCUCAGACCUUCAUGCCAGAUGGUUACAACUAUCUGGAUCCAAAUUACAUGCCUGCAACUUGAAGCAAGGAGCCAAGGACAUCAGAUGAAUAUAUGACAAUUUUGUGAAAUAUGAUUUAAUUUAAAGCUAUGUUUUGUAAAUUUGUGGAUACAUUUAUACAGAUACUGUUUAUAUGAAUGGCAAUCUAUUGAAAAUUGUGCAUAUAUAGUCUAUAUUGUAUAUUAAUUGUUACUCAAUUUUAAAAUAAAUGAUUCAAUACUAGAUAUAAUGCCUCUUUCUGAGCUUUCCAAAUCACAUAAUAUAUCUUUGUCAUUUUGAAUUCAGUAGUACUGCAUGUGUAUUUAGUGUCAUGUUUAUAUUGCAAAUAGCAAUUUUUUUGCUUUUUUGUGACCUCAAUAACAAAAAUUACAAUACGGUACCAUAAAUUGUAACUGGAAUUGUUUUAAAUCAUGAAAAAUGACAGACACAAAAUA
Messenger RNA from Magallana angulata, 1839 nucleotides. Its product is annotated as ZZ-type zinc finger-containing protein 3-like. The transcript has a single exon. Bases 34 to 1428 code for a protein of 464 amino acids. Gene Ontology annotation, molecular function: zinc ion binding. The record is from RefSeq and is a predicted model, not a curated record. Lineage: Eukaryota; Metazoa; Mollusca; Bivalvia; Ostreida; Ostreidae.